CCGAGCCGGCUCAGAGCGAGAAAAGCGAACCCAACCCGUCGGGGCCGCCGCUCCGGACCUGCCGCCGCCGCCGCCGCCGCCUCCUCCCCCCGGAUCGGGUGUACUGUCCCAACCCGAAAGUCCAGUUCUGCGGCCCGGCAGCGGCGAGCAAGCGCGAUGACACAGGAGUACGACAACAAACGGCCAGUGUUGGUUCUUCAGAAUGAAGCACUUUAUCCACAGCGGCGCUCCUAUACGAGUGAGGAUGAAGCCUGGAAAUCUUUCCUGGAAAACCCUCUCACUGCAGCAACCAAAGCGAUGAUGAGCAUCAAUGGAGAUGAAGACAGUGCAGCUGCACUGGGCUUGCUCUAUGACUAUUACAAGGUGCCAAGAGAGAGGAGGUCUUCAACAGCAAAGCCAGAUGUUGAGCACCCAGAACCAGACCACAGCAAAAGAAACAGCAUACCGAAUGUGACUGAGCAGUCCCUCAUUUCUGCUGGAGAAAACAGAGUGCAAGUACUGAAAAAUGUGCCAUUUAACAUUGUCCUUCCCCAUGGCAACCAACUGGGCAUUGAUAAGAGAGGCCAUCUAACAGCUCCUGAUACUACAGUCACUGUCUCCAUAGCAACAAUGCCUACUCACUCCAUCAAGACAGAAACCCAGCCCCAUGGUUUUGCUGUGGGAAUCUCUCCAGCAGUGUAUCAUCCUGAGCCCACUGAGCGGGUGGUGGUUUUCGACCGGAAUCUUAAUGCUGACCAGUUCAGCUCUGGUGCUCAACCCCCAAAUGCUCAAAGGCGAACUCCAGACUCUACCUUCUCAGAGACCUUCAAGGAAGGCGUUCAGGAGGUUUUCUUCCCUUCGGAUCUCAGUCUCCGGAUGCCUGGCAUGAAUUCAGAGGACUAUGUUUUUGACAGUGUUUCUGGAAACAACUUUGAAUAUACCCUAGAAGCCUCAAAAUCACUUCGACAGAAACCAGGAGAUAGCACCAUGACAUACCUGAACAAAGGCCAGUUUUAUCCUGUCACUCUGAAAGAGGUGAACAGCAGUGAGGGGAUCCACCGGCCCAUCAGCAAAGUCCGAAGUGUGAUCAUGGUGGUUUUUGCAGAAGACAAAAGCAGAGAAGAUCAGUUAAGGCAUUGGAAGUACUGGCACUCCCGACAGCACACAGCUAAACAAAGAUGCAUUGAUAUAGCUGACUAUAAAGAGAGCUUCAAUACCAUCAGUAACAUUGAGGAGAUUGCGUAUAAUGCCAUUUCCUUCACUUGGGACAUUAAUGAUGAAGCAAAGGUUUUCAUCUCUGUGAACUGCUUAAGCACAGAUUUCUCUUCUCAGAAAGGCGUGAAGGGGUUGCCUCUUAAUAUUCAAAUUGACACCUAUAGUUAUAACAACCGUAGCAAUAAGCCUGUGCAUCGGGCAUACUGCCAGAUAAAAGUCUUCUGUGAUAAGGGAGCUGAAAGGAAAAUCAGGGAUGAAGAACGAAAACAAAGCAAAAGAAAAGGCAAGUGUACUGACCCCAGCUCCCAGUUGAAUGCCUUUUCUGAUGUUAAAGUGCCACUGCUUCCAUCUCACAAACGAAUGGAUAUCACGGUUUUCAAGCCCUUUAUUGAUCUUGAUACUCAGCCUGUCCUCUUCAUUCCGGAUGUGCACUUUGCCAACCUUCAGCGGGGUACUCACGUCCUUCCUAUUGCCUCAGAAGAAUUGGAGGGUGAAGGAUCUAACUUAAAAAGGGGUCCCUAUGGAUCAGAGGAAGAUUUUGCAAUUCCACCUCCUGCUAAGCUGACUCGGAUAGAAGAACCAAAGAGAGUGCUGCUCUACGUGCGAAAGGAGUCAGAGGAAGUCUUUGAUGCCCUGAUGCUCAAGACUCCAUCUUUGAAAGGCUUGAUGGAGGCUAUCUCAGACAAAUAUGAUGUGCCCCAUGAUAAGAUUGGGAAAAUAUUCAAGAAAUGUAAAAAAGGUAUUCUGGUGAACAUGGACGACAACAUCGUGAAGCAUUACUCCAAUGAAGAUACCUUCCAGCUGCAGAUUGAAGAAGCGGGGGGGUCUUACAGACUCACUCUCACCGAGAUCUAAGGGCACACUGGCCUGCCACUCCCAGCGAGCUUAGGGAAGGUGUGACGUAGCUCCUACUGUUUGGCAAGCUGCAGGUACAUCGCAGGUAUGGGUGGAUGUCAACGGAAGGGACUCCUCUCGAGUUGGAGACGGUGCUGCAUGUGGCUUAUAGAUAGCAUUCCACAUCUACAUUGGCGUUUUCAGAUGACAGAAAUCCAUACACCAUUAUGUUUGAAUUUUCUGAUAUAAAUACUUAGGAUUAAAAGUGAAAACUUUGUUCUAAGAUUUAAUAGACUCUCUGGGAACCUUUGGAAGAUCUGCUACAUUAUUUAUAAAAAUAUUGGGAUAUGUACCUUGCCUCUUCAGUGUCGGUGGGCCUGCUCACUAGCGCAAGUCAGAAAAGGCAGCGGGCUUGGGUUUAAGGAUUUCGUGCCCUUGCCUGAGCUCAGUGUAACUCUGCCUGCCUCAGGUUAGCGGGAGUAGCGUCCAAAGAGGAGAGGAUGCGCCCUUUCUCCCUCAGCCUCUCAGCCUCCAGAAAAUGUUUACUCAAAUAGGGCAUGUUACUGAAUCUUCCUUUGCAACUUUCUUGAACAUAUCAACCGCCUUUCUUAUGAAGAACUGAAAAAUGGGUUACAGUAUGAAUCAGUUAAGCUAACGCUGCAUUGUAUAUAAGUGCAAUACAUUUUUGAAGGCCUGUGUCUGUAAAUGUGUAUAUACAUGUCUAAUACAAAUAGAUAAUAUAUAAAGGUGGUGUCUGUACAUAUAGUGAAGAGAUGCAAUAAGGUCUACCUUGAAGACUUCCCCUAAAUGAAAGGUUAAGUUAUUUUUGAUAAUGUAUACCAAGCAGAUUGAGUACUGUGCCUAGUGGAACUCACUAAGAUGUGUUUUCCUAAACAGCAGUCAUCCCAGAGCAUAGCAAAACCUUCUCAAAUGGCAUAGAUUGUUUGCUCUUGAGAGUGUUACUCGGAUUUCUGCACUGUUUAACAAAUGAAGUAUAGGAAAAAACACUACUGCGACUACUAGCUGUUAUGUAGGCUAAUGUCAAUCCUACGUACCUAAGAGAGUGAACACACAGUCCUUAUGACAAAACACACGCAAUUGUUGUGUAGUAGGUGAUACGACCCAAAGUGGAGUCCUUUCUCAUCUUCCUCUUGUAGGAAAUGAUUUCUAUUUUAUCAUGUUUCAGAGCCUUCAUGCUUUGAUUGACUUGUAUGCUAACAAUUCUAGAAAGCAUUCAUGAGUUUAUGAUACUGUAUUACUAUGGCAGGGGAACAUUUUGUACACAUUUUUAAAUAUAUGAAAGUACUAAAGUGUAAUUUUAUAACAAAAUCACGGGUAUCUAGGUUCAGGGAGCUAGAAUAGGUCAUUUGUAUAAGUAGGAUUGAUGGUGACAUUUUUACAUUAAAAUAUUCUAAUGAAGUAUGUGAACUAAAUUGCUGGUUUUCUAAGAUAAGAUAUGGGACACGGGUCAUAACUAUUUUAUAUUUUGUUUAUGAAAUAAGUUUUUGUCUUUAUUGUUUUUAAUUGUAUCAUUGAAGAUGUAUUUUAAACCAAAGGGAUUAAAUUUUAUAUGUCUAUUUCA
Canis lupus familiaris (dog) is the source of this 3610-nucleotide messenger RNA. RefSeq names its product grainyhead like transcription factor 1 (gene GRHL1). The transcript is spliced from 16 exons. Gene Ontology annotation, molecular function: DNA-binding transcription activator activity, RNA polymerase II-specific; RNA polymerase II cis-regulatory region sequence-specific DNA binding. NCBI's taxonomy places the organism in Eukaryota, Metazoa, Chordata, Mammalia, Carnivora, Canidae. Gene Ontology annotation, biological process: regulation of transcription by RNA polymerase II. Bases 157 to 2049 code for a protein of 630 amino acids. Gene Ontology annotation, cellular component: nucleus. The record is from RefSeq and is a predicted model, not a curated record.